GAAAAAUGCCAAGACAAUGUGAUUAUUAUUGAACAUGUCUGGAUGUACGGAAGUAAAUAAGGCGGGGCUUUGUUUGUGAAAUAACCGUCGUUCUGUCUUUGUAAUAGUCAGGUGUAGCGGGUGAGAAACUACUGUACAAUCUACCUCCGAAAUGAAGGACCGCUUGGCCGAUUUGACAGCCAUCUGCUGUGACAUCAGCGCUCCUGUGGAGUCCAAUGCUUUUCUAGAGGAAUUCCUCCCCAAGGUGGAUGAGGUUCAGAAAGGUAUUGAAAGGAUUUCCUACUGUGUGGGAGAAGUAAGGCUGAGGCAUGGUACCAUUUUGACAGAAAUCAAACCACCGGACUAUUUAAGAGAGGAACUUGAGCAGUUUAACAGAGAUAUCAAAAAGACAGCAGAUGUAAUCCAGAUUAAACUGAAAGAUUUGGAAGGAAGUUUUGCUCAGAAUGUAAAUGCAAAUAGUGGCUCUGUGUACUGUCGCAUCCUGAGAACUCAGCACACAGUGCUUUCACUGAGGUUUGCAGAAAUAAUGAAUAUGUACAACCAAGAACUGAUAUCUUUCAGAAAAAGAAGUAAAGAACGGAUCCAAAGACAGCUGGAUAUCAGUGGCAGAGUUGUCAGUGAAGAGGAGACUGAGGCUUUGCUGCAGAGUAACAACCCUUCUGUCUUUACCUCUGAUAUGCUUUCUGACUCUUGCAUCACAUGGCAAGCACUGAACGAGAUUGAGUCACGACAUAAGGAUAUUCUCUGCCUGGAGGCCAGCAUUCGAGAGCUGCAUAACUUGUUUAUGGAUAUUGUCGUGUUAGUGAACAGUCAGGGUGAGAUGGCAAACAACAUAGCAAAGACUGUGAUGAAAGCUGAAAACUAUGUAGAUCAAGGUAAAGGAAAUAUUGCAAAUGCUGUGGUUUACAAGCAUUCAUGGCGAAUAAGACUUCCUCCUCUCUGCAGUUCAUUCAAGAGCAAAGCUAAACCAGUGACCAGUGACCUCUCUUGAAAACUUAACCGAGUGUCAUGUAAAGUGCUCAAACUGUGGAACUUGCCUUGUUUGAAUUUGAUAAUGUGUCCUGUGCAAAUGACUUGUGAUUCAUACAGUGAUUUAUUCUGUAUGCUCUAAAAAGCAGCAGUACCUUUGCCUUUCAUAGCAGAAUUCCCACCCUUUAGUUUUUGUUCUACUUCCUGAAAUUUUGCUCAUCAGAUCUUUUUGAUCUGUCUGACUUCCUCAACGUUUGUCUAUUUCCAAACAAACAUUCUUGGUGGUUUCCACCAAUAUAGUUAAUCAUUAAGCUUGCACUCAAAUGGUAGACUAGCAGACUUUCUGAUGCAAUAUAUCAACAAAUCAAUAUGUUACCUGUGGGUCUCAACGCAACAGCCAAUUUGCAGUUGUUUUUUGUGUUGUUUUGUUGUAAUUCUGUUAUGUUUGUGAGUUGGUGACAAUUGGUUUGGUUUUAUUUGACCUAACGACUUUUGAUUUAGACACUGGUCUGAUAAAAGUAUAUUGGCAGCUUUUCUAUUUCAAAAUCCAAAUUAAGGAAUGGGUCAAAUAUUAACACGUCUUAUAUCUGCAGUCCUUGAAAAUGUAUGACAUGUUUUCAUUGCUUGCUAAUGGUUUAAUUAAAUGAGAAUGUUGCAGGGAUAUUGUAGAAACUGACUUGCAAGUGCUUUAAAUAAAAGGUCAGACCACAAUUUAUUUGAAAGCAAACGAUAGUCUGUUGGUUUAUUGAGGUACUGUUCUGUUAACCCUUCUAUUGUGUUCCGGUCAAAAUUGACCAAUUCACUCUUUCUUUUCUUUUCUGACAACUGUAGUUUAUUUCAUCCAGUUGGAAUAAAAUUCCAUGACUUUGUUCACACAGGGCAUUUGAACACUCACAUUUGUUUUUAGAUCAUUUUCAUGAAAUUGUAUUGGUUUUAUUUCAAUUUGUUACACCUGUGGUUUUCCCGAUCUAAAGUGACCGUCCAUUGGAAAUUAAUGGAUUAU
Myxocyprinus asiaticus (Chinese sucker) is the source of this 1972-nucleotide messenger RNA. Its product is annotated as syntaxin-2-like. The transcript has 9 exons. Bases 152 to 991 code for a protein of 279 amino acids. Lineage: Eukaryota; Metazoa; Chordata; Actinopteri; Cypriniformes; Catostomidae. Gene Ontology annotation, molecular function: SNARE binding; SNAP receptor activity. The record is from RefSeq and is a predicted model, not a curated record. Gene Ontology annotation, biological process: exocytosis; intracellular protein transport; synaptic vesicle fusion to presynaptic active zone membrane. Gene Ontology annotation, cellular component: plasma membrane; SNARE complex; presynaptic active zone membrane.